Messenger RNA from Miscanthus lutarioriparius, 4056 nucleotides. Lineage: Eukaryota; Viridiplantae; Streptophyta; Magnoliopsida; Poales; Poaceae. The record is from the annotation of a GenBank genome assembly.
AUGGAGCUACAUGAUGAACUUCCUGAAGCUACUCUGAAUGCCAUAAAAUUUGAUCUCAUGACCAGUACGGAUAUGGAAAAAUUGAGCAGCAUGAGUGUAAUCGAAGUGAGUGAUGUCACAAGUCCCAAGUUAGGACUACCAAAUAGUUCACCGCAGUGUGAGACCUGUGGAUCGAAAAGUACACGUGACUGUGAUGGGCAUUUCGGUGUGACUAAACUGGCGGCAACAGUGCACAAUCCAUAUUUUAUCGAUGACGUUGUUCACUUUCUAAACCAAAUAUGUCCUGGCUGUCUCAGUCCAAGGGAAGGCAUAAAUAUGAAGAGAUUGGGGAGAGAAACGGUUCAAGCAACAUCAACAUGCAAGUAUUGCUCGAAGGAUGGCUCUAAACUUUACCCUAGCAUAAUCUUUAAGACGCUGUCAAGUCCAAGAGUAUUAUUAUCCAAGAAUAAACUUCUCAGAAGCCCUAGCGUGAUGGAAAGAAUUUCAAUUGCUGCAGAAGCUGCUGAAAGAAUGUCUAAUAGAUCAAAGGGUAAAGGUUUGCUUGAAGGCCUGCCCCAGGAUUAUUGGGAUUUUGUACCUUCUGAGAAUAAGCAAGUCCAGUCAAAUAUGACCAAGAUAAUAUUGUCGCCCUACCAAGUCUUCCACUUGUUGAAGAAAAGUGACCCUGAACUUAUCAAACAAUUUGUUUCAAGGCGGGAGCUAUUGUUUCUAUCAUGUUUACCAGUAACUCCUAAUUGCCAUCGUGUUGUAGAAAUCGGAUAUGGGCUUUCAGAUGGACGUCUAACAUUUGAUGACAGAACAAAGGCUUACAAGAGGACGGUUGAUGUCAGUAGGAGAAUUGAUGACUACCGCCAGCAUCCACAGUUCAGUGUUCUUGCAAGUUCACUUGUCUCCAGCAGAGUGUCAGAAUGCCUGAAGUCAUCCAAGUUGUACUCUAAAAAGACAGAUGGGGAGACAUCCACAGAUACAUCUGGAAUGAAAUGGCUAAAGGAUGCUGUUCUCAGCAAAAGAUCAGAUAAUGCUUUUAGGAGUACUAUGGUCGGGGACCCAAAAAUUAAGUUAUGGGAAAUUGGCAUUCCUGAAGAUUUAGCCUCAAGCUUGGUUGUUUCUGAGCACGUUAGUUCGUAUAAUUUUGAAAAUAUAAAUUUGAAGUGCAACCUGCACCUUCUAGCCAAGGAAGAACUAUUUAUUCGGCGAAAUGGAAAGUUAAUGUUUGUUCGGAAGGCAGAUCAGCUAGAAAUUGGUGACAUUGCCUAUAGACCAUUGCAGGAUGGUGAUCUUAUUCUCAUCAACAGGCCUCCUUCAGUCCAUCAACAUUCACUGAUUGCAUUCUCUGCAAAAAUUCUACCAAUUCACUCUGUGGUAUCAAUCAAUCCACUAUGUUGUACACCUUUUCUGGGAGAUUUUGAUGGUGAUUGUUUGCAUGGAUAUAUCCCACAAUCUGUACGAUCAAGAAUUGAGCUUGGAGAGCUGGUAAGCUUACACCACCAGCUGUUGAAUAUGCAAGAUGGUCGAAGUUUGGUGUCACUAACACAUGACUCUCUAGCUGCUGCACAUUUGUUAACAAGUACAGAUGUUUUUCUGAAGAAAUCUGAAUUUCAGCAGCUUCAAAUGCUAUGCCUUUCAGUAUUAACACCAGUUCCAGCAGUUAUUAAAUCUAUGAAUUUUCAAGGUUCUCGGUGGACUGGUAAACAACUUUUCAGCAUGCUUCUUCCUUCAGGCAUGAAGUUCAGUUGUGAUAGGAAGUUACACAUCUUAAACGGUGAAGUGCUUACCAGCUCACUGGGCUCUUCUUGGCUGCAAAAUAACACAUCUGGUCUUUUCUCUGUCAUGUUCAAACAGUAUGGUUGCAAGGCACUUGACUUCCUUUCUUCUGCACAAGAAGUAUUAUGUGAGUUCUUAACCAUGAGGGGCUUAAGUGUCUCUCUUUCAGAUCUCUACAUGUUCUCAGACCAUUACUCAAGGAGAAAACUAACCGAGGGAGUUAAGCUGGCAUUGGAUGAAGCUGAAGAAGCUUUCCAAAUCAAGCAAAUAUUGCUAGAUCCAAUUAACAUACCAGUUCUAAAGUGUCACGAUGAAACUGAAGAUGUAACUUACAGACAAUCUGAUUGUAUCCAGAGCAAUCCAUCAGUUAUCAGAUCUUCAAUCAUGGCAUUUAAAGAUGUCUUCAGUGAUCUAUUAAAAAUGGUGCAACAACAUGUUAGUAAUGAUAAUUCAAUGAUGGUGAUGAUUAAUGCAGGAAGCAAGGGUAGCAUGUUGAAAUAUGCUCAACAAACUGCAUGUGUUGGUCUUCAACUUCCAGCAAGCAAAUUUCCCUUCAGAAUUCCUUCCCAACUCUCAUGUAUUAGCUGGAAUAGACAGAAAUCAUUGAACUAUGAAGCUGAGGGUACUAAUGAACCUGUGGGAGGUCAAAACCUUUAUGCUGUGAUCAGGAAUUCCUUCAUUGAGGGUUUAAAUCCAUUGGAAUGUCUUUUGCAUGCUAUAGCUGGCAGGGCAAACUUCUUUAGCGAAAAUGCUGAUGUUCCAGGGACAUUGACAAGAAAAUUAAUGUAUCACUUGAGAGAUAUACACGUUGCUUAUGAUGGAACUGUUAGAAGUUCUUACGGGCAGCAAAUAGUGCAAUUCUCUUAUGAUAGUGCUGAUGAUCCUGGAAGUAUUCAAGUGUCACAAGGCUACAAAUUCAGGGGACCAUAUUGGUUUGCUUUUCCUGUCGAGGCAUUUAAAGAAGAAAUGAUGAAGAAAAAAAGAUUAGGAUUGAGAUUUGUUAUAGAAGAACUUACAAAAGAGUAUAACGUCACCAGAGAUCAGCUAAACAAUGCAAUCCCAUCAAUUUGUAUCUCAAGGAGAAAAUGUGUGGUAGGUGAUGAGGGUGUUAAAACUUCAGCAUGCUGCAUCACUGUCGUAGCAGUAGCUGAACCUAACUCCAUGUCUCAGUUGGACACUAUCAAGAAAAGGGUGAUUCCAAUCAUACUGGAUACACUGCUGAAAGGUUUUUUGGAAUUUAAGGAUGUUGAGAUCCAGUGUCAACAUGAUGGUGAACUUCUUGUGAAAGUUUGUAUGUCUGACCAUUGCAAAGGUGGGAGGUUCUGGGCUACUCUACAAAAUGCUUGCAUUCCAGUAAUGGAGUUGAUUGACUGGGAGCUGAGUCGACCAAGCCACGUAGCUGAUAUUUUCUGUUCAUAUGGCAUAGACUCAGCAUGGAAAUACUUUGUUGAAUCUUUGAAAUCAGCAACUACUGAUAUUGGGAGGAAUAUUCGUCGGGAGCACUUACUGGUUAUUGCAGAUAGCAUGUCUGUAACUGGGCAGUUCCAUGCAAUAAGCAGUCAAGGUUUAAAGCAGCAGCGCACUCGUUUAUCAAUCUCGUCUCCAUUUUCUGAAGCAUGUUUUUCUAGGCCUGCACAAAGUUUUAUAAAUGCUGCAAAGCAAUGUUCAGUGGACAAUCUGUGUGGAAGUCUAGAUGCAAUUGCUUGGGGCAAAGAGCCUUUCAAUGGGACGUCAGGGCCUUUUGAAAUUAUGCAUUCGGGAAAGCCACAUGAACCAGAACAAAACGAGAGCAUCUAUGAUUUCCUACGCAGCCCUAAAGUUCAGAAUGUUGAAAAGAAUCAUUUGGAUACCCGUAGACAAAGUACUGAAAAUGCUUCCAUAUGUAGGUUAGCAUGCAAGUCUAAAGGCAGUGCGACUGUCAAUGGUGUUGCCAUCGACCAGGACUUUCUUCAUGCUAAAGUCAGUAUAUGGGAUAACAUUAUUGAUAUGCACACUUCCUUACAGAACAUGCUAAGAGAGUACCCAUUAAAUGGAUAUGUGAUGAUGCCAGAUAAAUCACAGUUAAUUGAGGCCCUGAAAUUUCAUCCCAGAGGGGCUGAAAAGAUCGGUGUUGGAGUAAGAGAAAUUAAGAUCGGGUUGAAUCCUAUUCACCCGGAGACAAGGUGCUUCAUUUUGCUGAGGAACGAUGAUACCACUGAAGACUUUUCUUACCACAAGUGUGUUCAUGGUGCCGCAAAUUCUAUCUCACCUCAACUCGGAAGUUAUUUGAAGAAACUAUAUCAUAGAGCAUAA